This is a messenger RNA of Plasmodium vivax (malaria parasite P. vivax), 2997 nucleotides long. RefSeq names its product NIMA-related protein kinase (Pfnek-1), putative. The record is from RefSeq and is a predicted model, not a curated record. NCBI's taxonomy places the organism in Eukaryota, Apicomplexa, Aconoidasida, Haemosporida, Plasmodiidae. Gene Ontology annotation, molecular function: protein kinase activity; ATP binding. The transcript is spliced from 2 exons. The coding region runs from base 1 to 2997 and encodes 998 amino acids. Gene Ontology annotation, biological process: protein phosphorylation.
AUGCCUGGCAAGUACGACGAUGGAGAGAGCCGCCUAAACGAGUACGAAGUGAUAAAAAAGAUUGGGAAUGGAAGGUUUGGAGAGGUGUUCCUAGUAAAACACAAAAGGACGCAGGAGUUCUUCUGCUGGAAGGCCAUAUCCUAUAGGGGGUUGAAAGAGAGGGAGAAGUCUCAACUAGUAAUUGAAGUGAAUGUGAUGAGGGAGCUAAAGCAUAAGAACAUUGUCCGGUACAUAGACCGCUUCCUAAAUAAAGCCAAUCAAAAAUUAUACAUCCUAAUGGAGUUCUGCGACGCAGGGGAUUUGUCUCGAAACAUACAGAAGUGUUAUAAAAUGUUUGGGAAGAUAGAAGAGCAUGCGAUUGUAGAUAUAACGAGGCAGCUACUGCACGCCUUAGCCUAUUGCCACAAUUUGAAGGAUGGACCCAAUGGGGAGAGAGUGUUGCAUAGAGAUUUGAAGCCACAAAAUAUUUUUCUAUCAACUGGGAUUAGGCACAUUGGAAAGAUAACAGCUCAAGCGAACAAUCUAAAUGGAAGGCCAAUUGCCAAGAUAGGCGAUUUUGGGCUUAGUAAAAAUAUUGGCAUAGAAAGUAUGGCUCACUCAUGUGUAGGUACCCCCUACUAUUGGUCUCCAGAAUUGCUCCUACAUGAAACGAAGAGCUAUGAUGACAAGAGUGACAUGUGGGCCCUGGGUUGCAUCAUCUAUGAGCUUUGCUCGGGAAAAACUCCCUUUCAUAAGGCCAAUAACUUUUCGCAACUCAUUUCCGAGUUGAAGAGGGGCCCAGAAUUGCCCAUCAAGGGGAAGUCCAAGGAGCUCAACAUUUUGAUCAAAAAUUUGCUCAGCUUGUCUGCGAAGGAGCGGCCCAGCGCGCUGCAGUGCCUGGGCUAUCAGAUCAUAAAGAACGUGGGCCCCCCGGUGGGAGCGGCGGGUGUGGGAGCAGGCGUAGGUGCCGCCCCCGGCGCCGUCGCGCGGAGAAACCCGUCCAAGGAACACCCCACCCUGCAGCUAGCCGCCAUGGAAAAGGCCAAACACGCGGAAGCGGCCAAUUAUGGCCUUUCCCCUAACACCCUGAUGAACCAGCGGAAUGAGGAGCAGCGGGGGAGGAGAAGCUCCAGCUGCGCCAGCAGGCAGAGCGCCAACAACGUUACGAAUAUUACGAGCAUUACGAGUGUUACGAGUGUUGCGAGUGUUGCCAGUGUUGCGAGUGUUCCUAGCAAGGAUGAGAGGAAGUACCCCCAGGAGGGGGCCACCCACUGUCACGCGGUUAAUGGGCACUACGGCGGCCGCGUAGACAAGGGCCACGCGGAGAGGGCCCGCAUCGAAAAGGAGAGCGCGCAAAGGAAGGCCCUGGAGAUGAAGAUCCUGGAGAAGAAGCGGCUCGAGCGGGAGAGGGUGGAAAGGGAGCGCGUGGAGCGGGAGCGCAUGGAGCGAAUCGAAAGAGAGCGCUUGGAACGGGAGCGGCUGGAAAGAGAGCGGUUGGAAAGAGAGCGGUUGGAACGGGAUCGCUUGGACCGCCUCGAACGGGACCGCCUCGAGCGAGACCGGUUGGAGAAGGCGCGGCGCAGCUCGUACUUCCUCAAAGGCAUGGAGAAUGGGCCCAGCGGAGGAGGCGGACCGGGCGACGGACCCGGCGUGGGUGCCGGCGUGGGUGCCGGCGUGGGUACCAGCGACGGCAGGAGUCACAGCGGUGUGCGCAGCGGCAUACACAGCAGUGCGAGGAGCGGCGUGCAUGAGAGUGUGCGUAGUGGUGUGCAUGAUAGUGUACGUAGUGGUGUGCACGACAGUAUGCGAAGCGGGGUGCACGAGAGUUUACGAAGCGGGGUGCAUGACAGUAUACGAAGCGGCGCGCAUGACGGCGUACGAAGCAGCGCGCAUGAUGGCGUACGCAGCGGGAGAGCUCGGCCGCCCAACCAAGGCACGCACGGCGGAAACUUCUCCCGAGGGAAAGACUCAAGUGACCAUGUAAGUACCUACAAGCCAUACGCAUAUGACAGUAGAAAAGCAAAGAACUACCAAGACACAUUUGAUAGAAGCGACAUGCAUGGCUAUAUGAAGAACAGCUCCGUAAGCACGACGGUACCCUCAAGCCAAAUGAUGCAUACACAAGGGAACACCCCAAUGAAUGUGAAUUGUAAGUACCUGGGGGGAGAGGCCUACGGAGGGUACAGCAGCCAUGCAGCCACUGGGCCAUACAUCACCAAUUCGGUGGAGAGCACAAAGUAUCGGGACCAUAGCAGGUACAGCGGCGGGUUGGCCAAGAACGCAAAGGAGAUGUACAAGGAGGCGGUGAACUCGGUUUGCUCCGCAGAGGCGCACUACGAACGGGUGUAUAAUCAUGGUAGCAGGGGGGGGCCUGCUCGAACGGGAAGUGGGAGAGGCGGUGACGGGGGGAGAAGCAUUGACGGGGGGAGAAGCAUUGACGGGGGGAGAAGCAUUGACGGGGGAAGAGGCGGUGACGAGCGGGACGGCGGGACCUGCAAGAGCAACAGGGUGUCCAACGUGUACUUCAACGACAACGCCAGGAGGAGCGUCAGCGCGCUGCCUCACAUGAAUGCCAUCAACGCGAAGAAGGCUAGCCUGUACAAUAACACCUGCGAUGAAGGCACGCUCAGUAAGAAGGGAGGCGAAGUUGAUAGGAGCUACCAGCACCUGGAGAAGGACCGGGAGUACCUCCUGGAGAAGCGCAAGAUGCUCGUGGAGAAGGAGAAGGGCAUCUACGACCGGCUGCGCCACAACAACGACUACGCCUACGCGCCUGCGCGCGGCUUCGACCGAAGCAAGGACAAGCCGAACGAGCUGGACAGGCGAAACAGAAGCCUCUCCAUGUGCAUGAACGAGCAAGAGAAGCGAAGGGACUCCGCCACGUACAACGCGAAGAAGGAGUACCACGAGGAGCAGGAGAGGGCAGAACCCGCCAGCAGCUACACCGUGCAAAAGAGGAACAUGUACGGCAUGAAGAACUUCGCGCACAACGGCCCGGACGCCUACACGUGCAGGUAG